Molecule: messenger RNA, 3431 nt
Organism: Cantharellus anzutake
Lineage: Eukaryota; Fungi; Basidiomycota; Agaricomycetes; Cantharellales; Hydnaceae
Exons: 5
Coding region: 39-3269 (1076 amino acids)
Molecular function (GO): DNA binding
Source: RefSeq, a predicted model, not a curated record
UGAUCUGAAAUUGACGACAUGACUCCUCUCAGUUCAACAUGCUCAGUAAAUCAAACCCAAACGAUCAACGACAGUUAGCUGCUGCUGCUCAACAAGCAGCUCAGCAUAAUCAAAAUAUCAUCGCUAGCCAGCCUCAACAAAUAGCAGCACAACAGCAAAACCAGCUUGGUGCUAAGCUUCCAUCUCAGCCUCAGACCACUCCUCAACCUCCGAAUGCCAUGGCACCGCCACGCACUUCUCCUCAACAACAUCCACCUCAGCAUCAGCAGGCUCAGCCCCCUUCUCAAGGGACUCAGCAUCAACAGAAUGCUCAGGUGCCUACAAUCGGCACUCUGGCUCAAAAUCCGCUCAUCGCCCAAAAUUUCCGACUUCCUCCCGGUGUGAACCCCGGGGCGCCAGGAGGGGUGGGUGGCGCACCUCCGAACGUGUAUCAACAGUUACAAGCAAACGUUGCGCUACAACAGCCCCUUCGUGCUGGAACGAACCAGGGUCCCGGAACUGGAGGGUUGCAUGGAGAGGCGGGACCUACGGGUCAUCAAGGUGUCGUCGGAAAUGUGGGCACUGGAAUUGGUGGUGUCGGGCAAUUAGCGUUUGCACAAGGACAGAUUCCUGGUCAACCUGGCCCAUCGGGACCUCCCCAAGGAAAUCGGUCACUUCCGCCUGGGAUGCUUCUCUCCAAUGCCCAACAGUCAGUGGACCAGAUACGUGCUUUCCUUGCGGGUAUCCCACAGCGAACGUCCGAGGAUCUGUUCAGGUUCCGUACGGUGUUUUUGAAGCAGAAGAGCAACGUCGAAAACAAUAUCGUGAGGCUAAGGAAUGGGAUGGGGAAUGGGCUUCAGGCUCCCAAAGAGGCUGUUGACAAUCUUCUGAGGGAGCGAAAAAAGUAUGAGGCACUUGGUGAUGCUGUUGGAAAGGAGAUCGCCAGUCGGGGGUUGAAUGAUCUUUGGAAUGGUCAAGCUUCUCAGCCGCCUCCGGGUGCUCAGCAGCAACAACCACCGGCUCAGCAACAACCUCAUCAGACGUUUACUUCUCCUGCGGCAUCGAACGCUAGCGUUCACCAACCCCAGGGUCAACAACCCAUGAGGUAUCCGACUCCUCAUGUUCCUACAUCUCAGUUGGGCGGUCAGCAGGUUCAACAGGCUUCACUUCAGCAACAGCCUCCGCAUGGAUUUCAACAGCAAAUCCAUGCGCAAGGACCGCAACCUUCAAUACCCGGUUCGUCGCAGAUGGUGAAUCAGAAUGUGACUCCUCAAGCCACCCAGCACCAGCAGCCCGCAACUGAAACCGCCUCUCCCCGUGUGGGUGGAUCUCAGCCCGGGAAGGUGCGGCAAUUCUCGCCUGCCACCCUCAUUGGCGACAAAAAGAUUUUCAUGGAUACACUCAAGGAGAUCUUUCGUCGGAAGAGCUUAAGCGGAGAUGACAUUCCCAAGCCCAAUGGAGUGGGUCUUGAUUUAUUUAGCUUAUUCCGGGAGGUGAUUCAGUCUGGUGGGAGAGACGCAUUGGGUCAGACCCCUGGCGGAUGGGAACGGUUUUCGAACAAGUUUGGGGUUCCCCAGAUUCAGGAUGUUUAUAUGAAGUUGCUGGGGGACAUGGAGGAUAUAUUCAGGAGUGCGACGAAGCAGCAUGCUCAGCCGCAUCAUAUACAGCCCAUGAGGCAGGUCCAAACGCAGGUUCAGGGUCAAGCGCCGGGUCCACCUGGUUCAAUGGGAGUUCCCCACGCUGGUUUGGGCGGCAAUGCUCUUCCCGUGAGCCAGCAGAUGUAUGCAUUUGCGCAACCCCAAGUCCAACCACAGGGGGCUCAUUUGCAGCAACAACCACAACAGCAGCCACAGCCACAGCCUGCUCGUCCGCCUUCGAGUCAGAAUCCGAAUCCGAACUCGAAUCCCAGUCCAAUGAUCCGCCCUCCCACUGCUCAGCAGCUUCAGCAGGUCUCUCAGCCUCAAGCACCGCAGCCUGUUCGUCCCGCUGGACCAACGGUGUUCAACAUGGGUCAGCCGGGUGGUGGUAAUCUUCAGCAACAGCAAUCUCGACAACCUGGAUCUUCGGGAGCACAGCCCGGCGUCGGCGUUCCUCAACAACAACAGCCACACACUCAUCCCCUUUCGCAACAACAACCUUCGUCUCUUGGACCUCCCCCUCCCGUGCCUCAGCUUCAGAGGCUGCAUCAGUUGAUUCACAUGACUCCUGAACGACUCAUGACGGAGCACAAUUUCACGCAGCAACAAGUUCAGGACUUCUUUAUAAACAAGAGGCCGCAGGUCGUUAUUGAUUAUUCAAGAGCGGUAGCUCAGUAUUUUGCAUUGUCAAAGGAUAGGAUGAUGAGCGGUGGAGCGAAUCUUUCCGGCACGCCAGUGGCUGCUGAGACUGCUGAUGCCCAACAACAGCAGGUCUCGGCUCAGGUCUCGGCUCAGGCUCAGGCUCAGGCUCAGGCUCAGGCUCAGGCUCAGGCUCAGGCUCAAGCUCAGGCUCAAGCUCAGGCUCAGGCCCAGGCUCAGGCUCAGGCCCAGGCCCAGGCCCAGGCUCAGGCUCAGGCUCUUCAGCAGCAGCCACCCCAGCAACAACCUGCUCCAUCUCAAGACGUUCAGCGACAAGUUCAGGCUUACCCUCACCUUAGUCAAGGUCCCCAACAGUCCCCUCAGCAACCGCCUCUGCCACCAUCGCAGUUGCAGCCGCAUCAACAGGGGUCACAAUCCGGUCAGAUACCACCGAAUCGCGGACAGAUGCCGACGCCUAUGCAGCAACCUCAGCCUCUUCGGACUCCCACUCCGGCUCAGCUGCCUCACACUCAUCCCGUUCAGACUCAAUCCCAGAUGCAGCAACCCCAACCUCAAGCACAAAACCAACUGCUACCGUCUCAAACCCUUGUGAAUCGUGGUCUGGGUCAAGGCGCAAUACCAAGAUCUGCGAAUUCCCUUGGGAAUGUGGGUGCUAUGUCACAGUCUGCUGUGCAUCAAGCUAGCAUGGCACGUUUGCAGAAGAGGGUAGAGGAGGCCAGGCAGAUUAAAUAUCAUUUGAAGACUCAGGGUCUUCGUCAACGAGUUCGGCCCACUGUUCAUGUGGAUGAGGGUCAGCGAGAAGUGUUUAAUCAGGAGUUUUUCUUGUUGCUUCGUGAUAUCGUGGCGCUAGAAGCAAAUCUCGAAAGGUACUUCGCUCUGACCGAGGUUGAGCCUUCAUUUAUUAGCGACAUCAUUCAUAUCCGGCCAAAUUGCAGCACGAAGCUUUGUCGCAAACGAGCAGUAUCAAGCCCCCGGCAUAUGUUAUGGACCUGAACGAGCUACGGACGUAUCAACAAACUAUUAGACCCCAUAUUGAUAAUUUCAAAAUCCUCGCCAACCAGAGUGCUCGGCACCAGCAGCAGCAGCAGCAGCCACAACAACAACAACCACAGCAGCAGCAGCAGCAGCAGCAGCAGCAGCAGCAGCAACAGCAAC